Messenger RNA from Eimeria maxima, 339 nucleotides. RefSeq lists its product as hypothetical. Lineage: Eukaryota; Apicomplexa; Conoidasida; Eucoccidiorida; Eimeriidae. The coding region runs from base 1 to 339 and encodes 112 amino acids. The record is from RefSeq and is a predicted model, not a curated record. The transcript has 2 exons.
AUGAACAGCAACAGCUCCUGGGGCCAGUUGCCCUCCACGGCAGCAAGGGGUGCAGCAGAGACAGCAGCAGCAACAGCAGCAGAACAGCAGCCCACGGCUGCUCAAGCUAUCGUCGAUGCUGCAGUUUGUGCGGAAGUAGCGCAGCGCAUUCAACAGGCAGACGACUUCUGGCAGCACCUGGAAACGGCAGCAGCAGUAGACGUGGGGCCACAGAGGGCCAAAAGGUUCGUUGCUGCCUUUAAACAGGCACAUGAUAAGAAGGUGCAGGAAGCAAACUUAGAGCAGGCAGAUCAGCUAGUCGCACAGAUAUUUAGUGCUCUACAGGAGCAGCAGGAAUAG